Toxotes jaculatrix (banded archerfish) is the source of this 2563-nucleotide messenger RNA. It is a transcript of the gene pou2f3, whose product is annotated as POU class 2 homeobox 3. NCBI's taxonomy places the organism in Eukaryota, Metazoa, Chordata, Actinopteri, Toxotidae. Gene Ontology annotation, molecular function: DNA-binding transcription factor activity, RNA polymerase II-specific; RNA polymerase II cis-regulatory region sequence-specific DNA binding. The coding region runs from base 153 to 1346 and encodes 397 amino acids. Gene Ontology annotation, cellular component: nucleus. Gene Ontology annotation, biological process: regulation of transcription by RNA polymerase II. The transcript is spliced from 13 exons. The record is from RefSeq and is a predicted model, not a curated record.
CGGCAGAGGUGAACGUUUCUCCACUUAGGAAAAUGCCAAUAAGCAGCCGUGGAUUUCCAAAACUUUUUACCCUAACACAAGCGUCUUUUUGAAUAAUCAGGGAGACGGACAGGGAACUGGAGCAGCACAAACUGUUUACCUGAGAUAUUAAGAUGAGCGCAGACACGGUGGAACAGUCGGAGGCUCCAGCUGAACAGGCAGAACAAAAUGGAAUCGACUUCAAUCGACAAAUAAAGACAGAGGACAUCCACGACUCACCUCAUUCAGCUUCCACACUGAAAACAUGUCACCUGACACAGAGCUCUCCAGUGCCUGGAGGGCAGCUGACUGGGGAGCUCACCUCUCUCCAUACUAUGCAGCAGCUGGUUCUGAUGCCACCGUCUCACCUGUCAUCUCCCUCCUCUUUCCUGCUCUCCCAGAGCCCCACGAGCCACCAAGCUCUUCUGCAGCAAAACCUGCUGUCCCUUCCUGGCCAGAGUCAAACUAGUCUUCUUCAGCAUCAGCCUGGACUGGCUCUUACUCCACAGGGUAUGAGUCGCUCUGGUCUGGCAGGACCAUCUAUGGAGAACCACAUGGACAUGUCUCACUUGCAGAUGCCCAAACACAUGUCAGUACCACCACAGGAAGAACCCAGUGAUCUGGAGGAACUGGAACAAUUUGCAAAAGCAUUUAAACAGAGACGCAUCAAACUGGGCUUCACUCAGGGAGACGUGGGCCUCGCGAUGGGAAAACUGUACGGGAAUGAUUUCAGCCAGACCACGAUCUCUCGCUUCGAGGCUCUCAACCUCAGCUUCAAAAACAUGUGCAAGCUCAAACCUCUGCUGGAGAAAUGGCUGAGUGAUGCAGAGAACUCUCCUUCUGACUCGAUGAGCAACCCUACCUCUCUGCCGCCCCUGAUGGAGGGCUACGGCCGCAAACGGAAAAAGAGGACGAGCAUUGAGACGAACAUCAAGCUGACUCUGGAGAAACGUUUCCUUGAUAACCCCAAGCCCAACUCAGAGGAGAUAACAAUGAUCUCCGAGCAGCUGUCCAUGGAGAAGGAGGUAGUUCGAGUCUGGUUCUGUAAUCGGCGCCAGAAGGAGAAGAGGAUCUACUGCCCGGUGGCUAGUUUACCUGUCAAAUCACACAGCUACAACUCCAGAAUGGCCUCAGCAUCCAGAUCCUACAGCCCUCUGGCUUCAGGCGGAAUUUCAUCAAAUUCUUCUCCAAACAGUGCUAGCCGUGAAGCCUCUCCCAACGGCCUGUCCACAGCCUCUGCCUCUUUAACAUCUCAAACCAACCCAGCCUCCUACAGCACACCAGGCUCCUGGUACCGCACAUGGAAUUCCGCUGCAUACCAUCACUGAUAAACAUGAACUGUAUCAUAUGAAGCUUUUCAAGAUUGUGGUUUUUUUUGUUGUUGUUGUUGUUGUUUUGUUUUUUUUUGAAAAGGAUGUACACUUAAGAUGUGGCAGAGUAACACAAUAUCCCCGUUAUGAACGGGGUUACACCUACAGGCUAAACCUUUGAUGGACCCAUAAGGCAAAACAGCAGCACAAGCAGAGGACUGCACCACACCACACACUUCUGUAAACACACACGUCCCGACAGACAGCCCCAAGCUGUUUGAUUUGUGUUCAGGUGACUCUUUAACUCUGCUUAGAUCAGCUGCAAAGAUGAAGAAUACACAGAAACGCACACGCACACAAAAAAAAAAAAAAAAUACUGGUGGGAAUUCUCAUGCCUAAAUGUUUGUGGCUUGGAUUUUUAACUAUCAAGACUCAAAUAAUCUGACUGUUGAAGGAUUCAGGUCCAGAUUCCCUAAGAUUGUGUGCCAAGCUGUUCAUUACGCCAUCCACAAUGAUCUCUGUUGUUAUGAUGUGUUCUUAUGUUCAUAUUAUAGUGUUGUGUUAGUGAAUUUGAUGCAUUUCAUACUGCUUGCCUGUCUAAAUAAAUAUGCAGUCAAAACAAUUUAAUAGAUUUAAUAGAAUUUUCAUCUAUUCACCAAUGCAACACACCAUCAGUGAACAGAACGGCUUUUUGAUUUGGUCAUUUUAGUUCUUUAAAGGAUAAUUCUGGUUUAUCAAAGUCUUAUUAUUGCAAAUUUGGCCACUAUUUCUAUCAGUUAUAAUAACACUGUACUUACCACAGUAAUUAUGAAAUCUGGGAAAGUGAGACUGUGGCAACAAAGGCCAAUGAAACAAGAAACAUGAUCAGACAAGAAAACUGUAUGCACACUACUACGGUAUGCAGAGUAAAUAAAAACUGAACCAAAGUGUCUGUCUGUACAUUGCAAUGGAUGUUUACAACAGUCAUAAUUUUAUUGUUUCUUGUUUUCCCCCUAAACAACUUUGUCUAACCUGAAGGGUUUGUUUACAACUUGUCUGAUUGUCUGAUUGUCUGCUCAUGUUUUCUCUUGUUCAGUGAUGUUGCUGUAGUUUCCCAGAUCUCAGCCAUUAACGCGGUGAGGACCAUGUUAGGAAUUAUGGAUAAAACUACAAAAAAAAAAAAAAAAGACCCAAGAUUUAAUAAACUGGAAUCAUAACUCACUUUAAAGAACCUGAACACAAAAUUUUCUGACAUA